UUCCCAACCCCCUUCGACACAAGCCUAGGAACAAACUACACCAAGAAAUCCUGCCCCAAGUUCUUCACCAAGUUCCUCUCCGACUCGUCCUUACAAUCCUGCCACGCCCUCUCGCUUCUCCUCCGCAAUUCGAAUUCUUUCUUCUACACCCUGCACUCUGCAACUGCAACCUCGCACCUUCUCGACAUCGCUUGUUCGGCUUCCGUCUUGCAAUGCACCAGCACUCUUUCCUCCUUGGCAAAGGAGUUGAUUAAAGACGACAACUGCGGCGAGGAAUACAAACUCGGAAACCCCAACGUCGUAGACGCUUACAUCGACCUAAUCUCCUACGAACCGCUUUACCACGCCUCGUGCCUCAAGGACCCAUCUACAGAUAACUACUGCUUCGUCGACGCAGCGACAAACUCCACGAACCCCGCUGACUACGACAUAUAUUUCAUUCCCUUCGGAAAUGCCCUUGAGGACCAUGACGAGGUGAGUUGGGAUAAUAACACGCCCACGUGUAAUAAGUGUCUGCGGGAGACUAUGGGUGUGUACAAGGGGUUUGCGAGGGUUGAUGGGCAGCCGCUUGUGCAGUCGUAUUUGCCUUCAGCGAGGGUCGUGGAUAGGCAUUGUGGGGGUGGGUUUGCGGAUUUGAAUGUUACGGUUGGG
Aspergillus glaucus CBS 516.65 is the source of this 651-nucleotide messenger RNA. RefSeq lists its product as uncharacterized. The annotation marks the transcript as partial. The record is from RefSeq and is a predicted model, not a curated record. The transcript has a single exon. NCBI's taxonomy places the organism in Eukaryota, Fungi, Ascomycota, Eurotiomycetes, Eurotiales, Aspergillaceae.